Molecule: messenger RNA, 1442 nt
Organism: Syzygium oleosum
Lineage: Eukaryota; Viridiplantae; Streptophyta; Magnoliopsida; Myrtales; Myrtaceae
Exons: 5
Coding region: 61-1191 (376 amino acids)
Biological process (GO): post-translational protein targeting to membrane, translocation
Cellular component (GO): endoplasmic reticulum; endoplasmic reticulum membrane
Source: RefSeq, a predicted model, not a curated record
CUAGAAAUUGGGGACGCAUCACAGAGGGAGAGAGCUGAAGCUGAAACAGAGGAGGAGACGAUGAAGAAAUCGGGCGGAGCGGAGAAGAAGAGGACGCGGCGGACGUCGGCGGCCGUUCCCGGCGGCGGCGGCAGCCGGGACCCUAAUCCCGACACUCCUCCUGGGAAACAGGCUGCAAAGAGGGAUGUAUUUGAGUUGUUUGCUGAGAAGGUGAGGGAUCAUAAGGAUCUGGAAUCUAGGUGGGCAGUCUUACAGGAGACGCGCGUGGAAUAUUUUAGAGGGAAGGAUUUCGUUACUUUUCUGAAAAACCAUCCAGAACUUAAAGAUAUCUUGGGGUCGGACCAAAAUUUAGAAGUUGAAGAUAUUGGGAAUGCUUUAUUGAGAAAAAAGCUAUUGAUUCGAUGUGACCGUGUGGUGAAAACUGUCCGUCCAGGGAAGAAAAAGUUGUCCACCUGGCCAGCACAUUUAGAGAUGUAUCAUGAGCAUGUAUUUUCUGACAAUGAUGCCUUCUUUGCCUGGACAUUUGAGAAACGGCAUCCAUUAUGGCAGACGCUUCUCUCAUUCUCCUGGCCUGUUUUAACCCUGGCAAUAUGUUUAUUUCCAGUGUAUCCCCAUCAGUGCAAGAUACUAAUACUCUACUCCUGUGCCGGGGUCCUGCUGCUAAUACUAUCCCUUUUGUUCGUUAGAGCUGCAAUAUUUGGUGCAUUGUAUAUCAUCCUUGGAAAGCGUGUUUGGUUUUUCCCUAAUAUUCUUGCUGAGGAAGCAACUCUUGGAGAACUAUUCCGUUUCUGGCCCAAGAAAGAUGAGGAGGAGCGACCAAAGUGGACAACCAGGCUCUUUUAUGCAAUGGUAGCAGUGGUGGUCAUCUUGUUGCUUAGGCAUCACGCCCCUGAUGAGGCUGCUAGAGCCAGGUACCAGAAGCGGGUAUUUAACAUAAUUGACGAUGUUAUUGAGUGGUCUCCGAGGUUGGCUCUCUCUGGCAUGAUGGAGAAGCAGCCUACGGUAGUCAAUGUGACGGAGCCCAACCACAAUUUCACAGAUGGUAGCAAAUCAAGCUCAGAUACAGGAGGUGCUGAAGCCUCUGAAGAGCAAGAUGGGGACUCGGGCGAAAAGAUAGAGGACUCUGCAUUUCAGCAACCUGAUAACGUAGAGGACUCUGAUGUAUUUCAGGAACACGAUGAUCAUAUAUGAUGGUAGAUUAUCGGAUGGCCCGCACUUUAAGGAUCACUUGGCCGGCUUGUUCUUUUCUUUUACUGGGGUUUUCCUUCUUUCAAUUUGGAGUGUAAAAGCAGUGUAACCAAAGGAUCUGAUAAUAAUGCAGUUAGGUGGAAAGAAUCUCAUGCCCCUGUCAAUAGGAUUGUCUACAGAUUACAAUGAAGUGCUAUUUAAGAAGGGUUUUCUUUGUUUUGCCCAAAGGAAAAAUGAGGUUUCUGUAUCUAUAA